Molecule: messenger RNA, 759 nt
Organism: Eptesicus fuscus (big brown bat)
Lineage: Eukaryota; Metazoa; Chordata; Mammalia; Chiroptera; Vespertilionidae
Product: olfactory receptor 7E24-like
Exons: 1
Coding region: 1-759 (252 amino acids)
Biological process (GO): G protein-coupled receptor signaling pathway
Cellular component (GO): membrane
Molecular function (GO): G protein-coupled receptor activity; olfactory receptor activity
Source: RefSeq, a predicted model, not a curated record
AUGUACCUGGUUGCCGUGUUGGGGAACAUGCUCAUCAUCCUGACUGUCAGCUCGGACUCCCACCUGCACACCCCCAUGUACUUCUUCCUCUGCAACCUGUCCUUGGCUGACAUCUGCUUCAUUUCUACCACUGUUCCAAAGAUGAUUGUUGGCAUCCAGACUCACAGCAGAGUCAUCUCCUAUGGGGGCUGCCUGACACAGAUGUCUUUUUUGAUCCUUUUUGGAUGCAUGGAUGGCAUGCUUUUGACUGUCAUGGCCUAUGACCGGUUUGUGGCCAUCUGUCACCCUCUGCACUACUCAGCCACCAUGAGCCCAUGCCUCUGCUGCUUCUUAGUUUUGGUGUCAUUUUUCAUCAGCCUUUUGGACUCCCAGCUGCAUACUUUAAUUGUGUUACAACUUACCUGCUUCAAAGAUGUAAACAUUUCUAAUUUCUUCUGUGAUCCUUCUCAGCUCCUUCAUCUUGCCUGCUCUGACACCUUCACCAAUCACAUAGUCAUGUACUUUGUUGGUGCCAUCUCUGGUUUUCUCCCUAUCUCAGGGAUUUUUUUCUCUUACUAUAAUAUUGUUUCCUCCAUUCUGAGAUUUCCAUCGACAGGUGGGAAUUAUAAAGCCUUCUCCACCUGUGGUUCUCACCUGUCAGUUGUUUGCUUAUUUUAUGGAACAGCUAUUGGAGGUUACCUUGGAUCAGCACUGUUGCCUUCCCCCAGGAAAAAUGAGGCGGCCUCGGUCAUGUACACUGUAGUCACCCCCCCAUGCUGA